Rhodofomes roseus is the source of this 1215-nucleotide messenger RNA. RefSeq lists its product as uncharacterized. The transcript is spliced from 13 exons. NCBI's taxonomy places the organism in Eukaryota, Fungi, Basidiomycota, Agaricomycetes, Polyporales, Fomitopsidaceae. The record is from RefSeq and is a predicted model, not a curated record. The coding region runs from base 1 to 1215 and encodes 404 amino acids.
AUGUUCAAGCGACGUGAAGUUGUUGCAGCACGGAGGCAUAUAUACGACAGCCGUAUCGAUGCUGGGCUCUGCCUGCGUAUUCCUCAGCUCGCCGUCGACUAUUUUAUCAAGUAUACUAACUUCACCUUUAACUUCAAGUUCACGAUCAGCAUGUCAGGCGGGGACGCGUUGCUAGAGGCAGAGUUCGAGGCAGGGCUCCUGCAGUCUACCUACAUCACUGGAUAUUGCUCAACCGCGUAUACUGCGGUGCUCAUCUACGACUACUUCCUCACGCUCCCCGACGAAAUCUCCUUAUUCUGGAAUGCGCCUUCCAAGGCACCCAGCGGCACCAUCCUCUUCGCACUCAACCGCUUCGUCGCGCUGGGCCUGAUCAUAACGAACCAUGUCGCAUCAGACCCGGUCACUUACACUUUCGUUGGGUGUAAGUACCCGCUCCUAUUGGAGGAAGCGUUCGUCGUAGCGACAUAUGUUAUCUGGGCUGUGGUAUCGGGCAUUCGUGUGCAUGCUCUCACUCGACGGAAUUGGUUUCUAUCUGUGCCUACAUUCUUGCUAGCCGCCGUCCCGCUUGCUACGAACUUCUAUUUAAUCUCCAGCUUAACGAUCGUGGUGUAUCCGCUCAGCUUCGUUCCCAUAGAAAUCUGCGGGGAUGACUCGACAAUCACUGCUGAGGUCACUGGCAUCACGCUCUGCGACGCGCAAUCAGAGUUAAUCGGCCGCGCCUAUUCCACAGUGCUCCUCCUCAGCCGUUCGUGCAGCCUCGCGUCCGACCUCAUCGUGCUGAUCGUCACGCUGUAUUACGUUUGGCCGAGAUCGUCGGCAGCUCGGUCUUUACUGUCGAAAGGAUCGAUCUCGCAUGCUCUGCUCAAGAAUGGUAUAUCGUACUUCGCAGUGUUGGGGCUCAUCAACGCGUUGGAGAUCAUCUUGUAUCUGACAACAGACGAGAACUUCGUCAACGUCUUCCUGAGCCCCGCCUCGACCCUCGUUGUCGCGCGCUUCCUGCUCGAGAUCCGCGCGGCGGUGUACAGGCCCAACAACACCCUCGUCACGGAAACGCUCGGGACCGACACGGAGUUCACGAGCACGGACGGAGGAGCGGAGUCGCGCAUGUGGCAGUCACUCGAGUUCGCGAAGAAGCUUGAAUCGGCGGGGAACUCGGAGGAUUCGUUCGCGAGCACUGAGGACGAUGAGGCUGAGUACGAGAUGGGGUAUGAUUGA